Molecule: messenger RNA, 2567 nt
Organism: Theobroma cacao (cacao)
Lineage: Eukaryota; Viridiplantae; Streptophyta; Magnoliopsida; Malvales; Malvaceae
Gene: FY
Product: Transducin/WD40 repeat-like superfamily protein
Biological process (GO): mRNA 3'-end processing
Cellular component (GO): mRNA cleavage and polyadenylation specificity factor complex
Molecular function (GO): protein binding
Source: RefSeq, a predicted model, not a curated record
CCCAAAAUCCACCAAAAAUGAAAUUCUGGGUUUAGGGUUUUAAUCCAGUGCUCUGCAACUCCACUCACUUCACUCUGCCUUACGAUUUGGGAUUGUCCUCCAGGGUUUUCACAAUGAUGUACGGUGAUCCACAACAGCAGCAGAACCAGCCGCCGCCGUCCCAAGGUGGGGAGUUCCCAAGAGGUCCUCCCCCGCCGCCCCCGCAAAUGAUGCGGCAGCCCUCAGCUUCUUCCACUACUCUGAACUCGGAGUAUCACCACCCUGCUCCUCCUCAGAUUCCGCCUUAUGACGCUCAUGGUGACAACUUUGCUGCAAAAAGAAUGAGAAAGCUGACCCAAAGGAGAGCUGUUGAUUAUACAAGCACUGUUGUGCGAUAUAUGCAGAUUCGCAUGUGGCAACGAGAUUCACGGGACAGGACAGUAUUGCAGCCUACUCCAGCAGCAGCAAUUGAUGUGUUGCCCACAGCUGCCUAUAUAGAUAAUCCAUCCACCAGCUUUGCUGCCAAAUUUGUUCAUACAUCUCUAAACAAAAAUCGGUGUUCAAUAAAUCGUGUUUUGUGGACUCCCACGGGCAGACGUCUCAUCACAGGUUCUCAGAGUGGGGAAUUUACUCUAUGGAAUGGACAGUCAUUUAAUUUUGAAAUGAUUCUUCAGGCCCAUGAUCAAGCUAUCAGGUCUAUGGUAUGGAGUCACAAUGACAACUGGAUGGUUUCUGGUGAUGAUGGGGGUGCAAUAAAGUAUUGGCAGAAUAACAUGAAUAAUGUUAAGUUCAAUAAAUCUGCUCACAAAGAAUCAGUUCGUGACUUAAGUUUCUGUAGGACAGAUUUAAAGUUUUGUUCCUGUUCUGAUGACACUACUGUAAAAGUGUGGGACUUUGCCCGGUGCCAGGAGGAGCGUUCUUUAACUGGCCAUGGUUGGGAUGUGAAAAGUGUUGAUUGGCACCCUACAAAAUCCUUACUGGUUUCAGGUGGAAAAGACAACCUCGUGAAACUUUGGGAUGCUAAGACAGGGAGAGAGCUUUGCUCAUUUCAUGGCCACAAAAACACAGUACUUUGUGUCAAAUGGAACCAAAAUGGUAAUUGGGUGUUGACUGCUGCAAAGGAUCAAAUCAUCAAGCUUUAUGACAUCAGGGCUAUGAAGGAGCUUGAAUCUUUCCGAGGCCACCGAAAGGAUGUGACUGCAUUGGCUUGGCACCCAUUCCAUGAAGAAUACUUUGUCAGUGGGAGUUUUGAUGGAUCCAUUUUCCAUUGGCUUGUUGGGCAUGAAACUCCCCAGGUUGAAAUUCCCAAUGCCCAUGAUAAUAGCGUGUGGGAUAUUGCCUGGCAUCCUAUUGGAUAUCUUCUAUGCAGUGGUAGCAAUGAUCACACGACAAAGUUUUGGUGCAGAAAUAGGCCUGGAGAUACUGCUCGUGAUAAAUUUAGCAUGGGUCAGAACCAAGGCUAUGGUGAGCAAAACCCUGCACUAGCUGGUCGUAUGCCUGGUAAUUUUGCAGCACCUGAAGGUCCAACAACUCCGGGACCAUAUGCUGCUGGAUUGACUCGAAAUGAGGGAACAAUUCCCGGUGUUGGAGUUCCGAUGCCAUUAUCAGUUCCAACUCUUGAUGGAUCUGCUCAGGGGGACCAAAAGCAGCCUCUUCCAGGUUCCAUGCCUUUUGGAGCUCCACCUCUUCCUCCCGGUCCACAUCCAUCUCUUCUUGUUGCCAAUCAGCAGCAGGGAUAUCAACAAAAUCCUCAACAGAUGCAACAACAGCAAAUGCCUCCUAUGCAAAUGGCACCUCCAAAUAUGUCACAGCUACAGCCUCCAUCUCAUAUGCCCCUGCUUCCACAUCCUCAUUUACAACGCCCUCCACCGCAAAUGCCUCCAAUUGGUAUGCCUUCACCUGUCCCAUCCUCAAUGCCAGGAUCUUUGCCUCCACCUUCAUCAAUGCCAACAUCACAUCAAAUGCCAAUGCCCGGUCCAAUGGGUAUGCAAGGUACAAUGAAUCAGAUGCCUCCUCCAAUGCCACAAGGCCAUUUUAUGGGCAUGAAUCCAAUGCACUCAGGAUCCCUGCCGAACAGUGGUGCCCCUACAGUUGGAGGUUUUCCAAAUGGUAUGCAAAAUAUGCAAGGACCAGCAAAUGCGGGUGGAGGCCAAAUGUAUCCACAGGGUGGUGCAUUCAAUCGUGCACAGGGUGGACAGAUGCCAAUGAUGCCAGGGUUCAAUCCUUACCAGUCUGGUGGUCAGUCUGGUCUGCCGCCUCCACCACCACCAGGUCCCCCACCUCAUGGUCAAACACCGCAGUAGACUUAAGGUAGAAGAACAUUAUACAGUCAUGCUGCCAUCCGACUGAGUGGAAAGCAUUGUGUCUCCUGUGUAUUCCUUUUAGUUUUUUUUUUUUAAAUUAUUUUUGGCUUCCUUAAUAUUGACAUUUUCUUUGGACUUGCUGGAACAGUCAUUGAGAUGGCAUCACUAAGCAAAUGGUUUUUGUUGAUUUUUGCUAAAAUGUAUAUUUAAAGAAUGCUUGAAAGCUUAAUUCUCAUUUUGCCUGAGCUUUUCUACUUUGUAUAUACUUUUGGCAGCUUAAGUUCC